Penicillium angulare is the source of this 1917-nucleotide messenger RNA. Its product is annotated as sphingomyelin phosphodiesterase. The record is from RefSeq and is a predicted model, not a curated record. Gene Ontology annotation, molecular function: sphingomyelin phosphodiesterase activity. Gene Ontology annotation, biological process: sphingomyelin catabolic process. NCBI's taxonomy places the organism in Eukaryota, Fungi, Ascomycota, Eurotiomycetes, Eurotiales, Aspergillaceae. The transcript is spliced from 4 exons. The coding region runs from base 1 to 1917 and encodes 638 amino acids.
AUGCUUCUCCCACGGCUGUUGACCUUUGCGUGUUUGGUUGGGGGAGCGUUUGCUGUGCCUGGAAAUUCACUCUCCAAGCGAAGCACUGUCAGCGAGAUUUUGACUGACAUUGAAGAUGCUGUUACGUGUACGGCAUGUGAGACCCUUCUUGUUGUGCUUCAGGCUUUAGCGCAUCUCGGCAAUGAUGAUUUUGUAGAUGUCAUUACAGAUGUGUGCAUCUUAGCUGGGGUUGAAGAUGACGAUGUAUGCGAGGGUGCCAUUGCGCGGGAAGGGCCGAUUUUAGCCCACGACCUUCGAAAUAUGGAUGUUCCCUCUCACACUGCAACUCUCUUUUGUACUACAGUUUUUGGGCUUUGCAGUUAUCCUGACGUGACCGAAUACACCAUCGACUUUCCUUCUUCGAAGCCAGCCAAUGCGACCCGACCAGCAUCUAGCGGAGAGACCCCCAUUCAAAUAGUCCACAUUAGUGAUAUUCAUGUCGAUCUCUUUUACGAAGAAGGUGCAAGCUACAAUUGUACUAAGAAUAUUUGCUGUCGCCCGUACACCGCAGAAGAUGCUCCCGGGAAUACUAGCUACCCAGCUGGCCCCUAUGGAAGUCACUAUUGUGAUGCCCCCUUGGCCUUGGAAAAGAGCAUGUAUGAAGCUAUCCAAGACUCCUUCCCCGACGCGGCAUUCACCAUUUUCACUGGCGACGUUGUUGAAGGCGCGGUCUGGCUUGUCAAUGAAACCGAGGUGACAAAUGAUCUCAAUGAUGCUUUCAACAAGCGGAUGCCUAGUUAUCUCAAUUUGGUUUAUGGCGUUAUUGGAAACCAUGAUGCAGCCCCCGUCAACUCAUUUCCGCCGGCUGCUGUCGAUACCACAAUUUCGAGUCAAUGGGCAUAUGACACACUCUCCUCCGACUGGUCACAGUGGAUUGGCUCCACAGCUGCAAGCACUGCUGAUGAUUAUGGCUCUUAUUCUGUCAAGUAUCCCGAUGGCAAUCUUCGAAUAAUCUCCUUCAACACAAACUUCUAUUACAAGGAGAACUUCUGGCUAUACGAGGAGACAAUGGAAACAGAUCCCAGUGGCCAACUUGCAUGGCUCGUGAAGGAACUCGAUGCUGCCGAGACCGCGGGCGAGCGAGUUUGGCUUCUCGGCCAUAUGCCCAUGGGAUCCGGGGACACUUUCCACGAUGGAUCUAAUUACUUUAACCAAAUCGUCCAACGUUACGAUGCUACAAUUUCUGCCGUUUUCUAUGGUCACACCCACAAGGACGAGUUUGAGAUCGCCUACUCCAACUACACCAACCCAACUGCUGAUUCGGCUACCAUGGUGUCUUACAUUGCUCCCGCUCUUACACCUACAUCGGGCAACCCCACGUUCCGUGUCUACUCUGUCGACCCCGUCACCUUCGGUGUACUAGAUUACGAAGUCUACAUUGCAAACAUGUCGAGCUCUACAUACCAGACCAAGCCUACCUGGGAGAAAUACUACUCAGCCAAGGAGACAUACGGCUCUCUUCUAAGCCCCCUUGUCACUGAUAGCGCCACCGAGUUAACUCCAGCAUUCUGGCAUAAUGUCACCACCCUCUUCGAGAACGAUGACUCCGUCUUCCAGGACUACUAUGGUCGUAAAUCUCGCGGUUGGGAUGUAUCUUCGUGUACAGAAGACUGCAAGACCGAAGAGAUUUGCCAACUUCGAGCGGCAGAGUCGCAGUACAACUGUGUUGAUAUUACUCCUGGUAUUAGCUUUAAGAAAGCUAGGCGAUCAAGCUCUAGCAGCGGUUCUUCUGCGGAUAAGGGGCAUUCUUGUGGCGAAUCAGUGAUUGGUUUGAUGUUUUCGAAUUUCAAGAGUACCGUCUCGUCACUGAAGACUGCCGCGGCAGCGAAACUGGGAUCUAGCUUUUUGGACACAUCCGUAAACUCCACAGCUUCGUAG